GAAGAAGAAGAGUUGAACGUCAAACUCGGUGUCGCUUUAAUGUGAAGAGGCAUCUACAGCAUCGUUUGUGUUUCUUUGUUUGACGCAGCUUUGCAGCACAACAAACAGAAUUGUUGGUGAAAUUGAUUUCCAUGCCUCAGGAAUCCUGUGGUCACAUGACCAGAGAAACGUCUGUGUGUGGCGUUGUGUAGAGAGCAAAGGGUUCAUGUCGGAGUAACCGGGCCCUUUGUAUCGGUGUUUAUGAUCCCUGGCCUCUGACCUGAAGGCGAUGGGUCCAAGGAGGAAGUCAUCGAAGAGCCAGCCUGUAGGUGUGAGCAGCACUGCUGAGCUGGUGAUAAGACAUGAUGACCCAAAAGACUACAUCAAUGAGCUCUCGCACGAAGUGCUCUGCCAUAUAUUCAGGUAUCUGCCCAUGAAGGAUAUCAUGUGUAUGGAGUGUCUAUCCAGAAAGCUGAGGGAGGCAGUCACUCUGUACCUCCGAGUGGUCAAAGUGGUGGACCUUUGUGCAAGCCGCUGGUGGGAGUAUAUGCCUUCAGGUUUUACAGACAGCAGCUUCCUGUUACUCCUGAAGAAGAUGCCGGAUUUGGAGCAGCUGUAUGGGCUCCAUCCUCGAUACCUGGAGAGAAGGAGAGUGAGAGGCUACGAAGCUUUUAGCAUACCUGGAGUACUGGAGGCCCUACAAGCCUGUCCCAAUCUUUUGGGUGUAGAGACCUCCCAUUUGGAACUUGUAGAGGCUAUAUGGAACUACAUGCCCGAGGUCCACAUACUGGGGAAGUUCCGAAACCGAAACGGGGCGUUUCCUAUUCCUGCUGAGAACAAACUGACUAUUCCCAUAACUGCAAGGAUCCAGACCUUGCAUUUAGUAGGAGUUAAUGUCCCAGAGAUUCCUUGUGUGUCCAUGCUGCGCCACCUCUACCUGAAGUGGGUUCGUCUCACCAAGCCCCAACCUUUUAAGGACUUUCUGUGUGUUAGUCUGAGGACAUUUGUCAUGCGUAAUUGUGCUGGACCAACAAACUCUCUCAAAUAUGUUCCACUCGUAACGGGCUUGGCAUCGGCCCGUAAUCUGGAGCAUCUGGAGCUCGUGAGGGUUCCUUUUCUGGGAGGGCUGAUUCAACAUAUUGUGGAGGACAGCUGGCGAUCAGGGGGCUUCCGCAAUCUGCACACCAUAGUAUUUGGCGCAUGUAAGAAUGCUCUAGAAGUGGACCUAGGCUACCUCAUCAUCACUGCUGCUCGCAGGCUUCAUGAAGUACGUAUCCAGCCUUCACUGACUAAAGAUGGCGUCUUCUCAGCUCUCAAGAUGGCAGAACUGGAGUUUCCUCAGUUUGAGACGCUUCACCUGGGAUAUGUGGAUGAGUUCCUACUGCAGUGUAAACUGAGUCAUUCAGAGCUGGUGAAGUACGGCCUGGCAGAUGUUAUUGAGAACCCGGGCAUCAUCACAGAUAUUGGCAUGAGGGUGGUAAAUGAGGUGUUCACCAACAUUAAGUACCUCCUGAUCUACAACUGUCCUCAUCUACACAACCCUCACCACUGGAUCACAGAUCAUUCACGCUGGAGCCGUCUCGUUGAUCUGACUCUGGUACGGUGCCAUGCCAUCAAACUGGAGUCCUUCUCCCAGUUUAUUGAGUUACUGCCCAGUGUGGAGUUUAUCUGCCUGGACCAGAUGUUUCGAGAACCACCUAAGGGAUGUGCCAGGGUGGGCCUCAGUGCAGGGACGGGGAUUGGAGUUUCAUCAGCCCUGGUCAGCAAUCAGAACUCCAACAUCGACAAUGACAACAAUAACAACAACAACAACCAUCAUAACAAUGAUGCCAACCUGCCUCCCCCUCCCCAGCCCGUCAACAAUAACAUCAAUAAUCAGAGAUGGCAGCAGCAGCACGGGCCUGUGGAUGUUAACAGAGUGGAGGAUGAAGAAGAACAGGAUGAGGUUAUAUUGGAGGGAGGGAACUUGGAGGCAGAUCCCCAAUUGAAGUUAGAGGAAGAAGAGGAGGAGGUGAAAAUGGAAGAGGUUGACAUGGCUCCAGAUCAACGUCAUCCUACUGAAAUACCAGCUUCUCUUGAUGAGGAGCAGGCAGGUCCAAGUGGUUUAGUCCAGCAGUGCAGGCCAGCAUGUGCCAUGGUAAAGAAGUCCACACUUAUCAUCUCAGACUCUGACAGUGAGGAAGAAGAAAGCCUAGCUGUGAGAGAAACUUCAUCCUGUCUCCAGCAGUCAGCGCCGCGUACAUCUGAUGCCAGCCACACACAGGAGACAACCAACACCCACAGCAGUAAAGGAAAGACACCCCUUCGGCGGCGUGGUACCCCAGCAGUAGGAGUCACAGUGACAGCAGCUCAGGACACAGGAAGCAGCUGUGAGAAGAGCUGUCAGGUGACCAGUGAACAGAUCAAGGCUGAUAUGAAGGCUGCCGCAGAGAACAGCACCAGUGGCGGUGCCACUGGUGGAAGACAAAUCAUUGGGGUUGGGGAUGGGGAAUCUGGUAUAAGGGAGGGAGCUGAGACUGGGGUAAGGCAAGGAAGUGGGAUUGCGGGAGCAGGAGGAAGGACUGAGAUGAGACAUGGAGUUGUGCCUGCAAGGAUAGGGGCUGAGAUAGAGCAGGCUGGGGAGACUAGGGCAAGGCCUGAGGCUGGAUCUAGGAAGGUUUUGGCUGGGACAACCCAAAGAUCUGUGGAACCGCCUAAAACAGGUGCUGGAGCUUGCCAAAACAAAGGAGGAAGAGUAGGCUCGUGUGAAGCAAGGGUCGGAGGAACUUGUACCGGUGAGGUUAGGGAGAGGCCAACUACUGGGGUUGGGAGAGAAACUGGAAAUCCAAAUUGGGCUAGGACCAGUGGAGUUAAGACUGAUAUGGAGCCAAGAGGGACCGCUGGAGCCCACGUACAGAAAAGAGGAACAGCUGGGCAGGGAGAGAGACCACUUGACUCUCCUGGAUCACACUCUUCCUCAAGUGUACAGCAGGAGAGGAAUGGAGGGGAAGAGUUUGUUCCCAGGAGACCUUUGACAAGAUCACGCAGCCGAAUAUCAUCCGUACCCCUGGCCAAUGAGGCAGAACUGUCAAGAGCAAGGCCUCGUAUAGCCGUUAGAAGGAAACGAACUUUUGACAAAUCAACUAGCACCUCCGACCCCGUCACUGAGGAUGACCAUGUCCAGGUUUUAUCUUUGAAGAGUAAAAACCUAGUGGGCAUCACGUUGACCAACUGUGGAAUCACAGACCUGGUUCUCAAAGACUGUCCCAAGAUGAUGUUUGUCCACGCCACUAGGUGUCGUGUCUUGAAACAGCUACGAGUUGAAAGCGCUCCCAUAGUGAACAGGUUUGACUAUGCGCAGUGCAAAAAGCUGGACAUGGAGCAGGUCCUGGAUCAGAUACUGCGAAUGCCCCCUGAAAGGAACCGCAUCAUCUACAUGCGCCCCAUGCAUCGGGUUAAUUCUCUAGCACUGGAGCGUCAGUUGUUCCAGGGGCCGUACCCGUACCACAUCGCUAUCGUGCACGAGUUCAGCAACCCUCCGAAUGUGCGGAACAAGGUCCGCAUUCGCAGCUGGAUGGACACCAUUGCAAACAUCAGCCAGGAGCUGAUAAAGUAUGAGUUUUUCCCCGAAGCCACAAGGACAGAGGAGGACAUCAAGAAGUACCCUAACUACCCCUGGGGCCGGGACAUCUAUACAAUAGAAGGAGUUGUGGAUGCUGCCCCCUACUGCAUGAUAACGGACUUCCCCUGGUUGAGGACUUUGAGGACAGCUGACCCCAACAGUUACGCCCGCUAUGACUUUGAGGAUGACGAGAGCGCCACCAUCUAUGCCCCGCGGCGCAAAGGCCAGCUGUCGGCUGAUAUCUGCAUGGAGACUAUAGGGGAGGAGAUCUCAGAGCGCAGACAGAGCAGAAGAGGGGUCUUUCAGAGAUUGGUAGUCCUCUUCAUUCAUCAUUGUGACACACCAGGGGAACCUGUGGAUGAUGACUACAUCUAGGCACAAUACCGCGACAAGAGCAAGCGAUAUCUGAAGUGCAAGAUCAAAGCUCGAAGGAAUGGAUAAAAAAAGAGGCAGUUUUUUUUCUUGCGCCAAAUCUAGAAAUGAUAUAUGUUGAUCUUCAUUUUGGAAUGUUGUAUAUAAAACCUGAGAAUUCUGUUACCAGACAUGAAAGGUGAUUGUUAUAUCUAGAAAUGUGUUCUCCUCUCAUGGUUACAAGCACUUUCUGUGGACUAUGAAUAAAAAUCUUUUUUGUU
Molecule: messenger RNA, 4212 nt
Organism: Lampris incognitus (smalleye Pacific opah)
Lineage: Eukaryota; Metazoa; Chordata; Actinopteri; Lampriformes; Lampridae
Gene: fbxo38
Product: F-box protein 38
Exons: 22
Coding region: 269-3955 (1228 amino acids)
Biological process (GO): protein K48-linked ubiquitination; SCF-dependent proteasomal ubiquitin-dependent protein catabolic process
Cellular component (GO): cytoplasm; nucleus
Molecular function (GO): protein binding
Source: RefSeq, a predicted model, not a curated record